Messenger RNA from Angiostrongylus costaricensis, 1389 nucleotides. Lineage: Eukaryota; Metazoa; Nematoda; Chromadorea; Rhabditida; Metastrongylidae. The record is from the annotation of a GenBank genome assembly.
AUGCAUGCUGUGCCUGUGUUUAUUGCUGUCAUAACCUCUUAUGCUGCUGCUCAGCAGACCUUUCAAUCCACUGUAUUUGAAUUACCUGCCGAACUGCCAGCAGAAGAUUAUGCCCUUCUUUCCCAAAUUGAUGAUGUUCCUAAAAAAGAAAUUAAACAAAUAACAAAGCCAAAGAAAAUCGAUAAAGGAGCGCUGCAUCCUCCGAAAGUCGAGCCUCCAGCACAACCAUCACCUUUCGCACAACCUCAGAGCGUUUCUCAGCCAUCCAACCCUAUUACUCCUGUCCCUUUCUCUCUAUCGACCUAUCCUACUCUUCCUUCAGCUGCUCCACCUAUGCAAUUCACUAUAGCUCCGCUCAGUUUACCUGUAAAUUUUACACCACCACCAUCACCUCUUGUACUACCUACGCAUCCCACGCUGAGCCCAAUUAUACUUCCAAGUCAUCCUACGUUACCUCCGUUCACUUUCCCCACUCAUCCCACUCUCGCUCCACUUACUGCAGCUCCACCUUCACAGUUACCAAUGACUGGAACUGUUCAGUUUCCACAGUUCCAGCAGGUCGGAUCUCAGCCCCAUGUCAUCCAACCGCCUGAGCAGUUCCAGCAGUUCGGAUCACAGCUCCAAGCCAUACAAUCCCCCCAGCAGUUCCAGCAGUUCGGAUCUCAACCGCAAGCUAUCCAAUCCCCUCAGCAGUUCCAGCAGUUCGGAUCUCAAACCCAAGCUAUCCAAUCCCCCCAACAGUUCCAGCAGUUUGGAUCACAACCUCAGGCUAUCCAAACCACCCAGCAAUUCCAGCAGCUCGGAUCACAGCCCCAAGCCCUCCAAUUCUCCCAGCAGUUCCAGCAGUUCCAGCAGUUCGGACCUGUGCACCAGGCCAUCGAACCACCACAUCAACCGCAUCAAGGAAACCCUUCAUUAGUCCAAUCUCCAGAGAACUAUCAGCAAAGGAAUGAUGCUCAGAUUCCGUUUUUCCAAACUCAAUACCAACCUGCUCACUCUCAAAGCCAAGUACAACAAUCCAUAUUGCAAACGAAGGAGCAAGGUCGAAAUGCUGAACAACCACAAGUUCUAUACGGAGGCUUCCCUCAGCAGGAACAGCCCGUUUACUCACAGUUUCCUCAACUGCAACAGCUUGCGGCACAAACAACACCACAGCAGCCACAGCAGCAACAGCAGCUGCGUCCUCUACAACAACAGUACGGAGAAAGGAACUACGAGCAGCCCAAUCAUCUUAUUCAGCAGCCACAGAGUUUCGGUCCAACACAGUCGCAGACCCAACAGUUCGUGCAACCGGCAACGCCACAGUUCAUUGGGUUCCAACCAAAUCAGCAGCAACAACGUUAUGAACAGGUAUUUCUACCAAAUACUUUUUGUUAUUUCGGAAAAUGA